Molecule: messenger RNA, 1239 nt
Organism: Lolium rigidum
Lineage: Eukaryota; Viridiplantae; Streptophyta; Magnoliopsida; Poales; Poaceae
Product: 26S proteasome non-ATPase regulatory subunit 7 homolog A
Exons: 10
Coding region: 42-974 (310 amino acids)
Biological process (GO): proteasome-mediated ubiquitin-dependent protein catabolic process
Cellular component (GO): proteasome regulatory particle; proteasome complex
Molecular function (GO): metallopeptidase activity; protein binding
Source: RefSeq, a predicted model, not a curated record
UCCGCCGCCGCGCGCCGCGCUAGCCAGAGAGCUCGAGGGAGAUGGACGUGGUGAAGGCGGCGCAGCUGUCGGGGCGGACCCUGGAGCGGGUGGUGGUGCACCCGCUCGUGCUGCUCAGCAUCGUCGACCACUACAACCGCGUCGCCCGCGACACCCGCAAGCGCGUCGUCGGCGUGCUCCUCGGGACCUCCUCCCGCGGCACCGUCGACGUCACCAACUCAUACGCCGUGCCAUUUGAGGAGGAUGACAAGGACCCGAGGAUCUGGUUCCUCGACCAUAAUUACCAUGAGUCCAUGUUCUCCAUGUUCAAGAGGAUCAACGCCAAGGAGCAUGUUGUUGGCUGGUACAGCACCGGCCCAAAGCUAAAGGAGAACGACUUGGAUGUCCAUGCGUUGUUUAACAACUAUGUUCCUAAUCCUGUCCUGGUGAUUAUCGAUGUUCAACCCAAGGAAUUGGGAAUACCCACAAAAGCAUACUACGCUGUAGAAGAGGUUAAAGAGAAUGCUACUCAGAAAAGUCAAAAGGUGUUUGUCCACGUGCCUUCAGAAAUUGCUGCUCAUGAAGUCGAGGAAAUCGGAGUUGAGCACCUUCUGAGGGAUGUGAAAGACACAACGAUAAGCACACUUGCAACUGAGGUCAGCAGCAAGCUUGCAGCCCUGAAAGGACUUGAUGCAAGGCUUACAGAAAUCCGGGGCUAUUUAGAUCAUGUAAUUGAAGGGAAGCUCCCGCUGAAUCAUGAGAUUUUGUACCACUUGCAGGACGUGUUUAAUCUGCUUCCCAAUCUGAAUGUAAAUGAGCUUAUUAAAGCAUUUGCAGUGAAAACAAAUGACAUGAUGCUGGUCAUAUACCUGUCUUCCCUUAUUCGAAGUGUCAUCGCACUCCACAACUUAAUCAACAACAAGAUGCUAAACAAGGAGCACGAGAAGGUCGAGGAUUCGAAGCCAGCCGCGAUACCUGCUGUGGCUGGGAGCUGAAUGUGCCCUUGUUUGCCUCACUUGGGGGAUACCCAUCUUUGACCCAGUGCAGGACAAGCAAAUUGUGAAGGCUGCAUUUGUACCAAGUGUCUUGCCCUUGAAUUUACACUUUCAUGUUCACUUCACGUAUGAUGAGGUCAACGGCAAAUCCUUACGUUCUGUAAACUUUAGAUGGUCUUGAGGUUUAAUCUAGAGUCUUGUACUGUUUUGUUUGCUGCGUCAUGUUCUGCGAUGCCUAUUGUCUCAGUACAAUCUAUGCUUACAA